UUGGCGCGGGACUUCGCGUUUGACGAGGUGGUGAUGACGGAUCAAUCGCGCGUGUUGGAAAACGUGACGAGAGAGAACGUGGAGAUGAAUCGCAAAGAAAUCGGCGGCGCGGCGACGGCGCUGCACGUGAUGGCGCUGGAUUGGGAGGUAGAGGAGGAAUUAAAAGCCGUGAGCGAACGAGGACCGUUUGACGUCGUCGUCGGGACGGACGUGCUGUUUGGCGUACAUCUAGUCGCACCGCUUUUGCGCGUCAUCGAACGCACGCUGAGUGACACGCGAAAGUCUGCUGUGUGCUAUAUUUGCGUGCAACGGCGAAGUCCCGACGCGCACGACGAGUUUUUGCGCCUCGCGGGGGAAAAGUUUGCUGUGGUCGCCGUGGAGAAGGCGUUAGUCGCGUUUUCAGAGGACGAUGAGUGCGAGAUUUUCGAGCUGCGUUGGAAGCGCGCGAAGAAGAGGAAGAGUGUAGAUUAG
Ostreococcus lucimarinus CCE9901 is the source of this 471-nucleotide messenger RNA. RefSeq lists its product with no specific name. The transcript has a single exon. The annotation marks the transcript as partial. The record is from RefSeq and is a predicted model, not a curated record. NCBI's taxonomy places the organism in Eukaryota, Viridiplantae, Chlorophyta, Mamiellophyceae, Mamiellales, Bathycoccaceae.